Castor canadensis (American beaver) is the source of this 2817-nucleotide messenger RNA. The record is from RefSeq and is a predicted model, not a curated record. NCBI's taxonomy places the organism in Eukaryota, Metazoa, Chordata, Mammalia, Rodentia, Castoridae.
GUGCCGAGCGCCUGGCGGCGGUGUCCGAGCGAUCGGGGACGCGGAGGGCGCCGGGCAGGUGGGGGCGCCGCCCGAAGGGCCGGGCCGGGAGCUGGGCUGCAGGCGCUGCCCGCGCCGCCCCGCAGCCCGCGGCGCGCGUCUGGCUGAGCGUGGCGGGCGCGCCGGGACCAUCCAGCGAUGCUGCCACCGCCGCUGCCGGUGUAGCGAGCGUCCGAGCCCGCAGCGGACAGAGGUCAGCGAGUUUCGGCUGAACAAAGAUCAGUCUCAAUCGUGCUUCCUGCUUGGCGGCCUCUUGCCUCCCAAAGGCGCACCGUUUCCACUUGAUGUCGUCACGCAGGAGGGGGUGAAAAGGACUCGAGACAGAUUCAGAAAUGAACACACCUGCAUAUGCUGGAUGCCUGUGAGCUCUGCCAUCCCUUUGUGAUAUUGGAAAAACACACAGUGGUGGCCUCUGAGAACUGGUUCCUUCUGUCCUCUUGGCCCUGCUGCUCCUGCUUACGGACCAGGAUGGAGACGCUGUCCCAGGAUUCUUUGCUGGAAUGUCAGAUCUGUUUCAAUUACUACAGCCCUCGGAGGAGGCCCAAGCUGCUGGAUUGCAAGCACACCUGCUGCUCCGUGUGCCUCCAGCAGUUGAGGACCAGCCAGAAGGACGUGAGGUGCCCCUGGUGCCGUGGCAUCACCAAGCUGCCCCCGGGCCUCUCCGUGUCGCAAUUGCCUGAUGACCCUGAAGUCCUAGCUGUCAUCGCCAUCCCGCAUACUUCUGAGCACACCCCAGUCUUCAUCAAACUUCCGAGCAAUGGGUGCUACAUGCUGCCCCUGCCCAUCUCCAAGGAGCGCACACUGCUGCCAGGUGACAUGGGCUGUCGCCUGCUGCCUGGAAGCCAGCAGAAGUCUGUCACCGUGGUGACCGUCCCUGCAGAACAACAGCCCCUGCAAGGCGGGGCCCCCCAGGAGGCAGUGGAGGAGGAGCCAGACAGGCGGGGUGUGGUGAAAAGCUCCACGUGGUCUGGCGUGUGCACUGUCAUCCUGGUGGCCUGUGUCCUCGUCUUCCUCCUUGGAAUUGUCCUCCACAACAUGUCUUGCAUCUCUAAGCGUUUCACUGUCAUAUCCUGUGGCUGAACCUGGGGGGCAGGGAAGGCUCUGGUGGGUGCCAACUUAGGGGUUGAGCAGGUGUUGGUGAUGGGAUGCUGGUGAGAAGAUGGGGGGGGCGACAGUGACCAUUUGGUGCCAAGCUCUGGCCUCUGGGUUGCCAGUUGGUUCACCUGAAGACAGACACAAAGGGUAGAAGGUGAGUUUCAGCGAGACUCCAGGUGGAUUGUUCUGGGUUGAUGGCCAGGGCUUUGAAGAUGAUUGCAUGCUUCCUCAUAAAGUAAUUUAUGAUUUUUCAAGAUCAUGUUACAAGAUAGACAUAUUCUACUUAGAUGUUAAACUGUACACAUUGCAUACAACGAUCUCUAGUAGGUGAAGACAAAGAUGCUGUGUGUAGGAGUGGAAUCAAACCUCAAAUCCAUGUAAAAACUCAGUGAAGACAUACAGUGCUGGCUUCUAUGCUUUUUUUUUUUUUCCCCUUCUUUUUCUUUUUUUAGUGAAACCCAGUCUUCAUUUAGUUGCUAAGGCUUUUUAUCAUUUUGAAUGACACCCAAAUCAAAAUAAGUGAAAUGGACCAUCUUUCUUUGGAGGAAAUAUGUGAACGAGUGUCUCCAGUGUGUUGUGUGUUGUCAUGUACCUUCGUUAUUUUUCUCACUUGUGAUUAGAGCUUGCUAUGUGUUUGUUGAGGUGAACACUAACUGGGGAGCAAUAAACAGAAAUAAUGAGAGAUAUCCGAUCCCACAGGAAACUUGGAUGCCAGUAUUUCUCAAGCCAUCUCACGAAAUAAGAAUUUAAAAUGUAAAUAUUGUGUAUUGUGUGUGUAUGUGUGUAAUUUGAUUUACCUCAGGUUUUUGAGUCUUUCCGGAAGAAUCCUGGGAGUACGACUUUGUGGGCAUGAUGAGUUGAUUAUCUGAAACAUUGCCACCUUGUGGGCACCUGGAUCCCCCCAUAAGACAUCUUCUCCAGUCACCUCCAAUACUCACUCACUCCUCCGCAAGUGUAUUUGUGGGGCACAAGUGGAGAGUGUCAGAAGUCUUUUCUCCCAGUUUUGGGGUUUGUGAAAACCAUGAACAUCAUCAACCAAUGGCAAACCUGGCUGGGCAUUUAAUAGACAGACUGUGAUUGUUUUUUGAAAGAUGUUAUUCCAUGGGAGAGUCAAACCUUUUAGAAUUCCAAUGACAUCUUGUUGAUAUAAGCAAGAAAAUCUUUUGUACUUCAAAAUAACGUUUUUAUUGAGGAAAGUGGCAAGGUAAACGAACAGCUCCCAUUCCCAAUGUGAGUGGGCCAGUCCCUUGUGAAUUCUCAACUGGUUUAAAAUACGUAAUGGUCCACAGAGGCUCAUAAAGAAAGAUCUGCUGGUUUUGAAGGAUAAAUUCUAUCCCUGGGUGUGUGUACAUUCAGAAAUGGCUGUGAGUUUUUUGGUUGUGGAUUUCAGGAAGUAAGUGGUAUGUGUCUUGAACUCCACUCAAAUAUAAGUUUUUUAGGUUCUGUUGAAUUCCUGGAAAUGGUGGCAUUGACUGGUUCCAAAAAGCAAAGCUAGAAAAUAGCCCUGGAAGACCCAAACAAUUUUGAUUUCUUCAUAUGCUAACUAAUAUGCAUACUAAAGUGAUGGAAUAAAUGUGAAAUAAAUUGAAAAAAUAAUAACUAGACUAGAACACUAGCACUUAAUUGACAUGAGAGUCAAUAUAAAAUUAUAAACUCUGGUUUUUCAAAUCUUUUGAAAUUUGU